CUUCACUUGCUCGUUCUAGACUUCAAAUUCUCUCUAUGGGGCUGCUUCGUUUUGGUGUUCUUGCUCUCCUGCUAUGUUUUGCUCUUACUGGGAGUGGUGCGACAUCGUCACGCUCGGCCGAAGAAUACUGGCAUUCAAUCUGGCCAGACACUCCCUUGCCUAAGAAUUUAGAGUAUCUUUUGGAGUCUGGUGUGACAGAUGCAAAGAAUAAAGAUACCCAAUAUCCCUAUACCAGCUUCUUUGAAGACGACCUACAUCCUGGCAAACAAAUGAACAUGAUAUUCAACAGCCCUUACGCUAAUGAUGCUAUGCAUAAAGAUGCAAAUAAGGCUUCAUCUUCUCAACCUUGGGGCGUUGGUUCAUGGAAAAGAAACAUGAUGAAUGAAGAUUUAGAGAAAUCAUCAGUAUCUCAACCUUGGGGUUUUGGUUCAUGGAAGAGAAACAUAAUGAAUGAAGAUUCUGAGAAAUCAUCAGUAUCUCAACCUUGGGGUGUUGGUUCAUGGCAAAGAAACACAAAUGAAGAGUCAGAGAAGUCAUCACUAUUUUCUCAGCCUUGGGGUGUUGGUUCGUGGCAAAGAAACACGAACGAAAAUUCAGAGAAGUCAUCAUAUCUCCUCAACCCUGGGGUGUUGAUUCAUGGAAAAGAAACAUAA
Messenger RNA from Neltuma alba, 653 nucleotides. RefSeq lists its product as uncharacterized. The record is from RefSeq and is a predicted model, not a curated record. Bases 36 to 653 code for a protein of 205 amino acids. Lineage: Eukaryota; Viridiplantae; Streptophyta; Magnoliopsida; Fabales; Fabaceae. The transcript has 4 exons.